This is a messenger RNA of Akanthomyces muscarius, 639 nucleotides long. RefSeq lists its product as uncharacterized. NCBI's taxonomy places the organism in Eukaryota, Fungi, Ascomycota, Sordariomycetes, Hypocreales, Cordycipitaceae. Bases 1 to 639 code for a protein of 212 amino acids. The record is from RefSeq and is a predicted model, not a curated record. The transcript has 2 exons.
AUGAUGAAUAAAUGUAUCGAUGACUCUCGUCUGCUUCUAGAUUUAUUUUGUUUUUCUCUUGCACUAUCCAAAUUCUCAGCAACCUUUUUUCUUUCUUCGCGCCGUGAUUAUAUACCCGUGCUCUUUUCGCAGACCGAUCUCCCGUAUCGCAUCUCAAUAGCGCUCUGCCCUCCGCUUCCAACGAUCAUGUCAUCCACCACGGCUAGUUUUCCGACACCGACAAAUCAUUAUACCGACGCUGGGGACGGAUCCUCAGGCACCCAAUCAGGAACUGAUGCCGGCGCUUCUGGAGAUAGUUCGAAGAAUUCCAUCACGCUGUCUACCGGAGGCAUGAUUGCCAUCAUCGUCGUCGUGGUUGUCAUUGCCCUUAUUGGUGCGACUACCGCCACCUUGUUCUUCAUCGCCAAGAAGCGGGAAUGGAAAGUCCGCGAGACGCUUCGACGAUCGGCGCGCAAAGUUGCCGCAGCCCUUACCCCCCGCCGGUCACAAUUUCCUGACUCUGUCAAACGCUCCGUCGGCGCACCCAAAUCCAGUCGCCUGCAGACAGCCAGCAGCAGAGACGGUAUCCUCCGGUCGUCCAGUGAUGAUCUUGAGAAGGGAUACUCUCAGAAAGAGAAGGCAAAGAAAUCGCGGAAAUAA